This is a messenger RNA of Xiphophorus couchianus (Monterrey platyfish), 1288 nucleotides long. RefSeq names its product ADP-ribose glycohydrolase OARD1-like. The transcript is spliced from 4 exons. NCBI's taxonomy places the organism in Eukaryota, Metazoa, Chordata, Actinopteri, Cyprinodontiformes, Poeciliidae. Gene Ontology annotation, biological process: peptidyl-glutamate ADP-deribosylation. Bases 580 to 1083 code for a protein of 167 amino acids. The record is from RefSeq and is a predicted model, not a curated record.
CUGAAAAUAUGGAUAAAUUCAGUCAUUGUAGGGUUAAAGUAAUUUGAAGAGGGAGAAGCGUAUAAACAAGUCAAUGACGAGUCAAUGACUUGAUGCAUUCUGCAUUUUUAACUCGGUUAACUUAACUUUUUUUUUUUACUGACUUUAAUACAUUUAAAUCGCUACGUUGUUUGAUAAGUAGAAUGGAAAUGACUUUUUUUGUAAAUGGUCUUGUAAAUUAGCGUUUUAUAAAUCAACUGAAUUGAAUUAAGAAAUUUGACCUUCGGAUUGGACUGAAGAGAAAUGAUGAGCAAUGUUUUUUGGGUUUGUGUUUUAUAAAGCAAAGAUUGGUAUUUUUGUAACAUCAAAAGUUCAUUUUUGAGGCAAACAGAAAAUCCAGCUUAUUAUAGUUUACUAGGACUAACAACCCCCGGACAAAUUCGGAAAAAAAUUCUGCAAAGUGGGUGGUGCUUUAAGGAACAUUGAGACAGAGCCUAGUGUGGGGCCACAUGUAGAGGGGAUAAGCAAGGCUGUAGUAAGCGCCGUUACCAAUUUGGUACUUUGUGGUUAUAGUUUUCUCCAAGUUGCGCUUAAGAAAGUAUGAACAUGGGCAAAACUGAGAAACUCUAUCAAUCAACCAACUGGACAUUGAAGUAUGUCACCGGAGAUUUGUUCUCCUGUCCACGCGAUGAAUCCUUGGCCCACUGCAUCAGUGAAGACUGUCGCAUGGGAGCAGGCAUAGCGGUGAUGUUCAAGAUGAAGUUUGGUCGAGUCUCAGAGUUAAAGAAGCAGAAGAAGCUGCCGGGGCAGUGUGCUGUCCUGACACAUGAUCAACGUUUCAUCUACUAUCUGAUCACAAAGAAAAAAGCCAGCCAGAAACCCACGUAUGUCAACCUAAGACAGAGUCUGGAAGACAUGAAAUCUCACUGCUUAGAAAAUGGUGUCAAUAGGAUAUCAAUACCUCGAAUUGGCUGUGGCCUGGACCAGCUGCUGUGGUCAAAGGUGUCAAAGAUCCUGGAACAGAUCUUUAAAGAGACACAUAUCUCCAUCACAGUGUACAGCCUGCCCUGUGUUGGGUCAAAGCUUCAAAUGCAUGCCGUGUAGUACAUUUUCAUUGUGGGUUUUUUAGCUUUAAAUCCUUUAUAAUCUCUUAAAAUUUUGGAUGAAAUCAACACUCCUUAAACAGUUUUAAGGAAACAAUAAAUAAGGAAACAAUAAAAACCUCCCCAUAAGAUGUUUAGAUACAAGACUUUUAACAUCCCACUGAUGUAAAAAAUGAUGUUUCUUGCCAUUAAAGAUACGAAACUUA